This is a messenger RNA of Nestor notabilis (Kea), 453 nucleotides long. RefSeq names its product cyclin-dependent kinase inhibitor 1-like. The transcript is spliced from 2 exons. Gene Ontology annotation, molecular function: cyclin-dependent protein serine/threonine kinase inhibitor activity. Bases 1 to 453 code for a protein of 150 amino acids. Gene Ontology annotation, cellular component: nucleus. Gene Ontology annotation, biological process: signal transduction by p53 class mediator; regulation of mitotic cell cycle. The record is from RefSeq and is a predicted model, not a curated record. NCBI's taxonomy places the organism in Eukaryota, Metazoa, Chordata, Aves, Psittaciformes, Psittacidae.
AUGCCCCUGUCUCAGAGCAAGGCUGGGCAGAUGCCGUGCAACAGCAAGGUCUGCAGGAACCUCUUUGGCCCCGUGGACCACCAGCAGCUCCAGCACGACUUUGAGAACCUCUUGAAGCAAAACCUGGAAGAAGCUCAGCAGCGCUGGAACUUCGACUUUGAGACCGAGACUCCCUUGGAAGGACAGUUCCAGUGGGAGAGGGUCUUCCUGCCUGAGGAGCUGCCCCAGGAGGUCCACAGCCUGGUCAAGGCCACCAGCAGCAAGAGCAGGAGCUCCUUGGUCCACAAGGUCCCCUCCAAUGAGUAUCUUGGCAGGAUUUGCCCUGAGGGAUCUCAGCAGAGCUCAGGGGUUUACAGGGCUGGUGCCCCGCAGAGCUUGAAACGUGGGCAGACCACCAUCAAAGACUUCUACAGCUCCAAGCGGAGGAUCGCCCCUGAGAAGCCCAAGCCAUGA